CGAUAAUGCAUCGUCGUAAUUGUUGUCAGUACAUGGAUGUUUAGUACGUAGGCACCGGGGCGGGAGUUGGAGGAAAAAAGCUCCGCCAGUUGCUUCAGUGAUUAUUUCACGGUUCCUAGUUCCCCCGUAGCUCCACCGAUGGCACCUUCCUGAAACCGCUAGCAGGGGAACCACCAUGCAAAUAUACACAAAGCAUCUUAUUUUUUGGAUUGGUUAGCAAUUUCGUAACGAUGCGAUUCUCCUCAAAGCUGUGAAAAGCUCUGCGACAGAGGAUAAUACACGGAGACCGGCCGCUUUCAACUGAUACCCUCGCUGGAAGAAGCUACAAAGAUGCCUGAGGUUCGGGAUCUUUCUGAAGCUUUGCCAGAGAUGCCCAUGGACCCAAUCACUGGAGUUGGUGUAGUAGCCUCAAGAAACAGGGCACCCACUGGAUAUGAUGUGGUCUCGACAACAACAGACGGCCUGGAUGCUGAUCUUUGGAAAGAUGGCCUUUUCAAAUCGAAGGUGACCCGCUACCUCUGCUUCACCAGAGUCUUCUCUAAAGAAAAUAGCCACUUAGGUAAUGUUCUUGUGGACAUGAAGUUGAUUGAUAUAAAGGACACUCUGCCUGUGGGUUUCAUCCCGAUCCAGGAGACUGUUGACACUCAGGAGCAGGCCUUCAGGAAGAGGCGACUCUGCAUCAAGUUUAUUCCACGGGACUCCACAGAGGCAGCCAUCUGUGACAUCCGCAUCCUGGGACGCUCCAAGCAGGCACCCCCUCAGUACACCUUUAUAGGAGAGCUCAACAACAUGGGAAUCUGGUAUCGCAUGGGGAACGUACCUCGGGCCCAGGACUCCACACUUGCACCAUCCGCCAACAACAUCCAGAAUGUGAACUCCCCUUCCAGCUCAGUUCCAGUCGCAGCAGCCUCUAUGCCCAAGCAUAUUUCUAUGACACUCCCAGCCAGCUUCAGAGGGAAGAACACUACCAGACCAGACUAUGAGCACCAGAACUCCAACCUGUAUGCUAUCUCAGCAAUGGAUGGAGUGCCUUUCGUGAUCUCUGAGAAGUUUGCCUGCACCUCAUCAGAUCAGGUGGAUCUGAUGGGUAUUACAAUCAAGUCACUGGCUGAGAUUGAGAAAGAGUAUGAUUACAGUUUCCGCACAGAGCACAGCGCAGCAGCUCGCCUCCCUCCCAGUCCAACAAGGACCUCCCUAAGCUCCGAGGCCUGAGGAUCCCUCCUAACCCCUUCCUAACAACACUCUCCCUACAGACACCAUCAGGAGAGACCUGUACACAACUACUGAGGACCUGCCCACAUCAAAGAAAAAAAAAUCACAAAAAAAAAAAACCUUUUCUAACUUCAGGGAGAUGUCCUGGUCUCCAUGUGUUAGUUGUGCUUUUGUUUUUUAAAGGCAACUGAAAACACUGAAAGACAAGCAGAACACUGAGGGACUCUGGUUAUGCUGGCUGAAACCACUACAUACAGCUUUGAUGAGCUGGCUUUUAAAAUUAGGUGAAAUUGCCAGGUGUUCAAAAAGACUGAAGUGAAUCUCACUAAUAUGAUUUCAAAAAACAUUUCUUUACUCAAAACAAACGCAAAAUGUUGCCUGUGAUAGACAUAACCAUGUCCCACCUGAAGAACUUGAUAGAGGCAAGAUAAAAGGAUGAAGGGCACCUGUUAGGCCUUUGCUCUCUCACAUGGAAUGAGUCUGAGAGCAACCAUCAUGUUUGCCUGUCACUGGCCCUAGUCACGGCACCAGGAGGGAAUCCCAGUUCAUGGGUGUGAAAUACAAAAGGAAAUGUCAUACUAUGGGAUUUUGUUUUCAAGCUUGUACCGCUUAUUGUGACCGGUAAUGGUUCUCAUUGUUCCUUUGAUAUUACUGUGAUAUUCUAGUGUGGCUGUGAGUGCACUUUGUGUUUGGGGUUUUUCGGUGUGCUUCAUGUCUGUCACUGAUAUUCUGUUAACCACUCAUUCACUGUGUGUACAUGAGCCUGCAGCUUGGCUUACAUACACAACGACCCAGGUCUGGACCCUUCAUGCCACUAUCUUUCUGAUUUUUUUGUCAUCCCGUUUUAGCUUAAACACUUCUCCUUUCAUGUUCGGAUAAUGGAUUUAGCUGUAUGGUGCAACAAAGAAAACAUUACUUAAAUGUCAUUCUCUCAUCCAUCCCAUCCGUUUCUGUUUUUGUCAACACAGCUAUUAAACGUGGGCCGUGUAUGUCAGGCAGAUCUUGUCCCAACUACUGUUAUUGACAGACUUGAUCACUUUUCAACUAAUAACAUCAAAUGAGAGUUACAGAUGUAACCAGGGUUCUAUGAAUUUUAUCUGCUUGCUGUUACACUAGCCUCCGCAGCUCUGUGGUCUACAGUUUACUGUCCAUCUUUAGUAUCUACUACAGAUAUUUAGAAUUCCAAGCAGAAACCUUCAGGAUCAAAACAAAGCUGACCAAGUCAUUUUUUAACAUACAGAAAACUACAGCUUCCACUAAAAUCAUCUAGAGGAUAUGGAAAACUGUUCAGCAAAAACAGAAUGUUAAAUGAACAACAGUAUUAUUUGGUAAUUUUGUUUGUCGUGUGUGUGUGCGUGUGCGUGCGUGAGUGCGUGUGUUUUAAUUACCAUCUAUAUCUUGCCAACUUUUGGUACUUGACAGUUUUUGAUACUCUACUACAGACAUAUUUUGGUUGGUACAGGGAAAAGGUAUUAAGGUCUGAAACCCAGCUCUGGUUUGUCUAUAUCAGAAGAACUAUUCACUAUUUUGAGUAACCUCUCUAAGUACAGUUCCUAACAAACAGAUGUUACAAUAGAAAUGUUACAAAUUGUAGAUGAUUCUUUAUGGUGUAUGAACAAAGGCUUUUUUUAUUUGAGCACAUUGCUUACGUGUUGAAAAACUUUUCCUAUGAUGCAUGUUAAUCCUCUGUAAAAAUGGUAGAUUUUUAAUUCUGCUUGUUUUCUCACUACCAUUUAAAACAAACAUGUACACAUAUUUUAGCUUGAGUCUGUUUUAGAAGUUUUAUUUUUGUACCCAUUUAACAUAUGAACUUGCACUCUUAACUGUUCUGAUGAGACUCAUGCCAAGAAGGGCUCAGUGCUGGGUCUGAGGAGGAGUCUGUGAACCACACUGGCUUUCACUUGUCCGCAGUCAGUGUUCACCAGCAACAUAAGCACCCUUAAACAGCAUCUGAUUGAGCCUCUUGGAUAGGGCAAACUACCAGUAGUUUGGCAUGGUCGAUGUCUCGUGAUUUGGUUGAGGAGCUGGCUCCAACUCCAGCUCCUCAUUGUGGAAAAGUUGUGCGACACGUAAAGUUUACCUUAUACUGACUGUAUCAGGAUAAUCUGGCCUAGUGUUAUCUGGUUAUCCUGAUUGUUAGGCAAAGUACAGAACUAAUAUCUUUGAUUUCAUUUUAUCUUUUAGAGCUCGACCAUACUGGAUUUUUGACAGUAUCCGCAGCUGAUGUUUGUACACAAAGAUCAUUUUACAGUGUAAAAUCCACCUUGUCAGAGCUCCCUGCUGGACUAACUCUAACAGAGACACUGUUUCUAAAUGACCUGAAAACAUAUAUCGGGACAUUUCUGUACUGACAUUUCAUGUUACCUUCAGGAAGACAUAUGCUGAUACUGAUUUACAAGAUAUGUUCAAAUAGUCCCCAGGCCCUCGUUUUCCUUGCUUUAUAAAUAUGUAUUAUCAGAUUUUGUUUCAGAUAUUUUCAUUUGCUAUUAAUGCACACACAAACCUUUCUACAUGUUUACGUAGGCUAUUUUGAUAAUUCCAGCACCAAUUUCAUCAGUACAAGAAGAGGCAUGCGAUAUUCACCAGUUACUUUUCAACCUCUAUUAAGUCAACACUUCCUGCAGAUGGUUCAGAUUUGAAUUUGAACUACCAAGUGGUACUCUGUUAAGACUACCAGCUGGUAGGCCUUAAUGUGAACGUUACUCUUCUGUUCGCAACAAAACCUUGUCUGUGGCUUUUCCUUUAUGUUCUGCAGUAUUGUGUUGAGAAGCAGCAAGGAUUUUUGCUCAACAAUGACCCUAUUUUAUUUUGUUUUAAUUGUCUCUUGAAUAUUGCCAAGUCAUAAAUGCAUGGAUUAACUCCUUUUAUUUGAUAUUUUUGUUUAAUUUAUUAAUCAUUUCACCAUGUUCCAAAGGUGCAGAAAUGUAACAUAAGCAAAUUUCAUUCGCAGUGACAUGUUGGAUGGACAUGAAAGUUGAAACAGAGCUCUGUGUAUUGAACUAUCUGCCUGCUCUGUGAUAAUAAGCUCCAUGUGUAUCUUUUUUUUCAGCUGUGGUGUUCACAUCCAGCUUGUUCUGUUGAAACAUUUAACAGCAAACUAAUAUGGUGUCUGCAUUAACAAGUAACCAUCCUGCUUUGAUAGGCCUGUUAGUUAGCAUGCAUUGGUGAUAUGAGGUUUCAAUGGGACAAUUAUUUUUAUAGGUUACUGAUCAAAAGUCACAGAUUGUGUCUCAUAAUAGUUUUUAUUCACUAAAGAAUGAACAAAACAUCUGUUGAAUUUGUAUUAUAAGGAAGUUUUAUUAAACUAUGAUGAACUGAAA
Molecule: messenger RNA, 4532 nt
Organism: Epinephelus lanceolatus (giant grouper)
Lineage: Eukaryota; Metazoa; Chordata; Actinopteri; Perciformes; Serranidae
Source: RefSeq, a predicted model, not a curated record